Necator americanus (New World hookworm) is the source of this 237-nucleotide messenger RNA. RefSeq lists its product as uncharacterized. The transcript is spliced from 2 exons. The record is from RefSeq and is a predicted model, not a curated record. NCBI's taxonomy places the organism in Eukaryota, Metazoa, Nematoda, Chromadorea, Rhabditida, Ancylostomatidae. The coding region runs from base 1 to 237 and encodes 78 amino acids.
AUGGAUGUUGCCAGCAAGCGUUUCACAACGCUCCUAGCCGCAAUGGCCCACCGAAGCGCCUCGAGAGAAGCUGAAGCGUACACUAGAGCAUCUGGUUGGAUAGAGUACAUAGAAGCAGUGCCAUCGCGAGCAGGCAGCGGUCAGACUCGUACGCGCACUCAAAGCAAUGCGCAUGUGACUACAAUUGUGAAGCAAUCUGUGACAGUGAUACUGACUGCCGGUUUCGCUGAGGUAUGA